CGCCAGUUCGAAGAACCAGUUCCGUGGCUCAAGCUGUAGUGCAUUUGAUGAUUUGAUUAAUGAUUUGAAUAUGACCAUAAACUUGGGCAAAAUGUUACUCAACUCAAGUGCAAAUAUUAGUAUUUAGGAGAUUUGUUAAGAUUGUACUGCCAGUUAAGCGAACCGUGGCAAUGAAUCAAGAACGCAAACGUAAACUGUAGUUCAGGUCCAUUGAACUAGUUCAGCGUUGAACUGCAGCACACAAACAUCAAUGUAUUUUUUACAUCUCUACACUGCUUCAUUUUUAUUUCACGGUGCAACAAAAUACAGAGGAGAAAGAAAGGGGGCUUCCGAAUUGAAUUAUCCAAAAUAAAUGCCAUGGACGCAGCUACAGCAGGGUCCCAACACACUGCGAACGAUAUGAAGCCACAAGCACCAAGCCAGCCGCCGGCCCCGGCGGUCGCAAAGGCAACAAACGAAAAUGGUGUACAAACAGGAGGAGCAAAAAAAUCAGAAACUAAAUCUGGCUCUGAAUCAACACAUUCUGAAAAGUGGCUGAAAAAGUGGAAAAGGUGUAGAAAUCAAAGGCCGAGGACCAUAUGCAGUGCCGAUCGGAAGACCAAGAAGACGUUCAUGUCCUUGCCCACGAGGAAGGAUGUGAUAGAUAAGGCUCACAAGUAUGGCCUGGCCGGCAACACCAUUGUCCUGGAGAGCAAUGGCUGCGAGAUCUGCGAGGAUGAGGUGCUCUUGUUUGCAGCCAAGGAGAAGAUUCUGCUAAUGCUGCUGGCCGAAACGGACGAAUAUGUAAUUCUGCCUCCGCCCUCGCCACUGAGCCGAUCGGAGCGUGCUGGCAGCUCGGUGGAUCCCAGUUUCUAUGCCAACAACAGUAUUGUAUCGAAUGCCAAUGACUCGACCGUCUCCAAUGACGAGACUCUGUCCCUGGCCAAAGACGUCAGGGCUGUUUAAAUAAUUUUCGAUACCUUGGAACAAGGUACCCAAUGAUAUAAUGAAAUUGCUGCGAGGAAAGCACAGCCUGGGCAAGCGCCUGAACACGUUUGGCAAUAUCCUUGUGUAUGCGGGUGUUUCGACAAGUGGCCCAGCAGGCGGCCGAAAAGUACCCAGAUUCGUUGCUGGAAAAGGAUCGCGAAGGUCAACUAAUAGCCACCACGCCCCAGUCUCUCAUCUCGAAAAUGUUAAACCGCAAAAAUGCCUUUCAGAUUCUACAUCAUCUAUUUCAGAUUUUCUCAAAGUUUCCAUUUUCGGAAGCCUUGGAAAAUUCUCUAUCAGAUGCGUGUAAUCAAAUUAGCCAAAGCUUUUACUCAGAAAGUGACUUUUGCCAACUCUUUUCGGCUGAGGCCCCGCCUUUUUUGUCAACUCGAUGGAAUGCUGUUAGGACUCUGCUAUCUGCACCUGCCGCUGGCGCAUUACCUGAGUGCUAGUACCAGUACCGACAACUCGUCACAAUAACAGGACAAGCCGCCCAAAACAAGCGGGCAUGUUUUGGGUCACUUAGGACAUUAUCAACACCUACUCGUCGUAGAAAAAAGAAACCUAACGACGGAUGCUCCAGAAGAGGAAUUUUCGCCUCGCGACAAUUUCAGGACAGAAGAUUUCCUUGUCCGAAAUCAUCGACAAUUUUCCACCGAAAUCACCGAAUAAUUUGAUUUUGAUGAAA
This is a messenger RNA of Drosophila miranda, 1654 nucleotides long. RefSeq lists its product as uncharacterized. The record is from RefSeq and is a predicted model, not a curated record. Lineage: Eukaryota; Metazoa; Arthropoda; Insecta; Diptera; Drosophilidae. The coding region runs from base 358 to 945 and encodes 195 amino acids. The transcript has 3 exons.